AACACUGGCAGCAAAAGGCUCCCUGUGUCCAACAGGAAAAAGGGUGGCAUUUCUGCAUCCAGACUAAAUCCAAAUGGUGUGUUGUUACCAAUAGCAGGUCACAGCUGAGUCCUGCAGACAGCAGCUUUUCCAAGUAUGGCUCAUUUGGAAGGGUCCCUGCCCAGGGGUCUCAGGUAUUGCAGUGUGAGGCCAGCUUUGGACAAGGUUUCAUGUUCCACUGUCAUGUCCACAGUUAAUCCCUGCUGCAGGAGCUCUUUUGUUGUGUACCCUGCCUGGAUCGCUGAGCAUCUCACCCCCCAGAGGUGCCAAUGGAUCAGCCACUGCCUCCCCUCCCCUGGCCCAGCAUGGAAGAGCCUUGGGGAAUCAGGAGGGACAGACAGCAACGUGCCUGUGCUGGCUAGAGGGGAGCAAGAUGGAUUUUAUUACCCUGGUGCAGUAAAAGAGGAGAUAGAGAGUGAAAGAGGCAUGUUCCUGGUAGAGUUUGCCAAACCACUUGUGUCACGUGGAAGGCAUCCAGUGUGUGUGCAAAAAACAGCACAGGGUGACAUCCUGGAAUAUGUGAAUGGGAUGAAGCACUCCUUGCUCCCUGGAGACAGAGUGCUGGCACCCUGGGAGCCAGAUAGGGCCAGGUAUGGCCCAGGAACUGUCCUCAGAGGCAUUGAGACAAGGGAUCCCUUACGAGCCUCAGAAGAUGAGGAAAUUACAGUCCAGUUCUGGAAUGACAAGCAAGUGAAAGUCCCCCGUGGUGUGGCUCUGUGGAUCCCUCCCAGCCUGUGGGAGAGGAUUGUGGAGAUGAUGAACAUGCCCUUCACCAGCAGGGUGAAGCCCAGACCAAGCCAGGACUCUGACUCUUGCAUUUUUCCCUGCAGUCCUAAAGCAGCCCUGAUUCCUGUUUGUGCUCUGUGUAGCCUUGCCAAGCACUGCUUGCUCUGCUCUCCCUGCUGGCCACAUUUCUGCCACCACUGUGCUGGUGGAAUCUGCUGCUCACCAGCCUGGGCAAGGUGCAUGUGCUGCUGCCAUCCCUGUGCUGCUGCCUGGUGGCCUCUUCCCUCCAGGUCUCUGGUCUUUCAGGACAAAGCUGAAGAGGCAGAGUCCAGCAGUGAGCCCUCUCCAGGCCUUCUAGAACUGAAAGGCACAAAACAAGGAGAAGCUGCAGCUGUGGCAACGUCUUCUUCCUCUUCUGGUUCAGAGAGGGACCUGAAGCCAUCCCCCACUAAGGGUACUGUGGGGGACAGUGCUGUUAACACAGGCUCCACCUGUCUUGAAAAGCCCAGGCUGAGGAAUUCUGCAAGACCUGAAGGGGAAUACUGGAAGGGAAGCCACCACAAAUCCCAUUCCAGUAAUUCAGGACCUGGAAGUUGUACAAAGGGCCAGCUGGAAUCCAAAGCCAUCUCCACUGGGGACAUGCCCAGUGUGGCCCCAGCUCAGCAGAGUGCAAUGUUUGAAACCACCGAGCAGACUCCCAGAGGGCAACUCACACUGAAAACAAUCCUAAGAGACCAAGAUUUCAAGCCAUCAUUGAGGGAAGGCUUUGCAGCAUCAGAACAAAGAUACAAAGCAGCAUCUGAUGAUAAAUGUGAAGGCACUUGUGUUGGAGAUGACAAACCUGAUGUUACAGACCCUGUCAGAGCUCACUUGCAGCAAAGCAGAGAGACACAUCAUCAACCAGAAUUCAGUACAUGUACAACUGAUCAAGUUCAGGGGCUGAAAUUUCAGCGAUGACUGAAGCAGUACCCUCUUGGCUGAUGCAUAAAUGUGGAAGUCAUCCAUUGCUUGUUCCAAUUUUAAUACUCUUAACAGGGCCCAAGAUAGACCCAAAGAAUAAUUUAGGUUGGAAGACACCCUUAGGAUCACAGAGUCCAACUGCAAACCUAGCACUGCCAAGUCACUGGUAAGGAUGAGCCUCACUACACUGUUUUGUCUUGUGUAAAAUCUAUUCUGCCCCAGUUGUUCUAGGAUUAACUGCUUACUGUGUGUGUAGUGUUUUGAAAUUAUAAAGGAGUUGCUUAAGAGCUAAUUGCUUGGUGUGCUGGAGUACUGUUUUCUCUAAUUUAAUUGCAGACUUGGGCUCUGUAUUAGCCCUGCAGGCAGUGAGCUCCCUGCUGAGUUGGGAUUACAGAUCCCUAGGGGCACAAACUGAAUGGAAUCCUCAGAGUUCAGUGCAGGAGCUGGGCUGCAGGGCUGUGCUCACAGUGGGGGCUGGCAGAGGGUGGCUCCAGUCUGCCCCUGUCACCCAGCAGAGCAGGGACACCUGCCAGCCAGAGCACAGUGGAGCUGAGCACCUGCACACCAAACCUCUCCAUUUCUGCUCAGCACACACAGAGAGCUGAGCCCACGCUCCAUCCCAAAUCUAGUUUGGCCUGGUUUUGUCUGGCAUAGAGCAAGUUUUCCUCCUAGCAGUUGGCAGAGUGCUGUGUUUUGGAGUUAGCAGAGUACAGUGUUGAUAACAAAGUGGUGUUUUGGUUAUUGCUGAGCAGUGCUCACCCUAAGCCAAGGGCUGCUCUCAUGCUCUGCCAGUGGGGAGCUGCACAAAAAGCUGGGAGGCAGCUGGGCUGUGACAGCUGAGCCAAGCUAGCCAAAAGGAAAUUCCAUACCAUAGAAUGUCAUGUAUAUAAACAGGGAGAGCUGUCUGACUGCUGCCUGGGCACUGGUCAGUGAGUGGUGAUCAACUCUAUUGUGCACUACUUGUUCUUCCUGGGGUUUAUUUCCCUCUCCCCUUUUCAUCAAUUAUUAUUGUCAUUACCAUUGGUAUUAUCAUAUUUUACUUUGUUUCAAUGAAUAAACUGUUCUUAUCUCAACCCACGAGUUUUGUU
Messenger RNA from Melospiza georgiana, 2813 nucleotides. It is a transcript of the gene C6H11orf16, whose product is annotated as chromosome 6 C11orf16 homolog. Bases 136 to 1722 code for a protein of 528 amino acids. The record is from RefSeq and is a predicted model, not a curated record. The transcript has 8 exons. Lineage: Eukaryota; Metazoa; Chordata; Aves; Passeriformes; Passerellidae.